UUAGCACAGAGUGUGGCCCAAAAUAUUUGCGAUUGGCCGCUAUUCUGCUCAAAAACGUUUUUCGUUAUUGCUCGAUAAAGCAGUAAAAGUUAACGUUUGCUGCGCUUCAGACACAUAGAUUGGCUGGUAAACUAUCAAUGUUUUUCCACCGACUGGGUGGUUAGACAACAUAGGCUAACUGACUAGAAAUGUUCAAAGCCAAAAUUCUUUUCAUCGGACCUUGUGAGAGUGGGAAAACGGUUCUUGCAAAUUUCUUCUCUGACAUAACCGAGACAGUGGGAGGAGAAUACAACCCUACCCAAGGAGUCAGGAUACUGGAAUUUGAGUCACAAAAUGAAGGCAGUGCUGAAAAACUUUCAACAUGUGAGGUGGAACUGUGGGACUGCGCAGGGGAUUUCAAAUUUGAAUCCUGCUGGCCAGCACUAAUGAAAGAUUCCAGUGGUGUGGUUAUUGUUUUUAAUCCGGAUGUUCCAAGUCACUUGAAAGAAAUAGAGACGUGGCACUCUAUGUUCAUCGCCUCUCAGGGGCUGCAGGACAACCAGUGCCUCCUAAUAGCUCAUCACAAGCCUGGCAGUGGAGCGGAUGGACGCCGGCUUCCUCUCGCCUCACAUUUGAGCAGACUCUCACUCAUUCACUCCAACCUGGAGGAAGAGCCAGAGGAUGUGAGGCAAGCCUUCUGCAGAUACUUGGGAAAUGUUGUAAACACACUGUCAGAGAAUAGAGAACAGGAAGAAAUGUCUAUCCUUACAUAGCAGUGAAGCUAAGAAAGUACCCAGCUCAAGGUUUGACAGUUCAUUAUUAGCACCCAUAACUUAAGUAUUUUGUUGCAUUUAGUUGUCAUUUUAUGCUGUAUUUUCAAUACUGUUCUAUCAGCUGCAUAAAAUGUCUAACCAAAAAAAAAAGAAAAGUCAAGGUUGUGUGUGCAUUGUAAA
Molecule: messenger RNA, 932 nt
Organism: Lampris incognitus (smalleye Pacific opah)
Lineage: Eukaryota; Metazoa; Chordata; Actinopteri; Lampriformes; Lampridae
Gene: ift22
Product: intraflagellar transport 22 homolog (Chlamydomonas)
Exons: 5
Coding region: 189-752 (187 amino acids)
Biological process (GO): intracellular protein transport
Cellular component (GO): endomembrane system
Molecular function (GO): GTPase activity
Source: RefSeq, a predicted model, not a curated record